This is a messenger RNA of Amaranthus tricolor (Joseph's coat), 3461 nucleotides long. Its product is annotated as probable choline kinase 2. Bases 2060 to 3091 code for a protein of 343 amino acids. The transcript has 9 exons. Gene Ontology annotation, molecular function: ethanolamine kinase activity; choline kinase activity. The record is from RefSeq and is a predicted model, not a curated record. Gene Ontology annotation, cellular component: cytoplasm. Lineage: Eukaryota; Viridiplantae; Streptophyta; Magnoliopsida; Caryophyllales; Amaranthaceae. Gene Ontology annotation, biological process: phosphatidylcholine biosynthetic process; phosphatidylethanolamine biosynthetic process.
UUUAUAAAUCAAUGAUUUGAUUAUUACUAGGAAAAUAACAGAGUUUAAGGGUUUAGUAUAUGAUCCAAGUUUAAUUGUUUAAUGAUUCGAGAUUCUCUUGUUCUUGUACAUUGAUAUCUAACAUUAUUGUCAGAUCACAUAAUUAGCCUAUUUAUUUUUGAUAAAACACAAAAAUCAUUUGAAAUCCAUUUAUCUACGUAUCCACGUGUGAGAUUAGAUGGCGUUGUAACCGAAGAGAGCGUUCUAGAAUCUGCUAUUGAUAGAGAAGCACGUAUAUAUGAUGCACCAAUUAGCCCCAUUUUGAUUAUAGUACUCGACACAUGUACUUGAUUUUGGGUUGUAUACUUGUAUUAAACAAACCAUUGUGUGCUUGUGGCCCCUUUCAUGCGCCACUGCUCGUCCGUGGAAAAUUGUCCUUCAUAGCUUUUUUGGUCCCACUAAAAUUGUUACAUUUUAAUGUAUGAUUUGAAAUGUGGGCAUGGUAUUAAAUUAUUGAGAUAGAGAGUGUAUGAUCAUUUAAAAAAUGUAGCUUAUUUGUUAGGGAAGAUGAAAUAGGAAAAUGUAACAAUAUUGAUAGAAAAGAGAUACUAUGUUCCUAGAACUUCUCGUUGUCCCAAUCAAUUUGGAACAUAACAAAUACUUUGUAGAAGUAAUUACAUCCUCUCCUAACCUAAGAUUUUAAUUUCUUUUAUUUUGAUUCAUAGACAAAUUUAUUUCAUUUGUUUUCUGCUGCUUUAUUAUUUCAAUUAACAACUUAUCAAAAUCAAUGUACCCAAAUAUAUAUAAUGUAUAACAAAUAGAGGCUACUAAUUUAUAUUUUCAAUGCGUGAGCCUUUUAGAUAUGGGGAAACUUGAAAGGAAAUUGGAUUUUGGUGGGUUAUUGGCUUAACCUCAGUAAACCUUUCUGAGCAUAUUCAACAUGUUCGAUCGUUUAAAUAUAUAAAAUUGUUAGAAAAAUAUAAUAAUUUUUAAAAUUGAACAAGGCCUUCAAAGAAUUUUUGAAAUUUUGCUCCACCCCUAACCUGAAAUGCCGUUUGGUAGUUAUAGUAGUAAUGAAUUUUCCAUUGGCCAAGCCGAGGGUGUCAUUGGCCACAACUUCGUACGGCUUUCCGUCUUUUAUCAUUCUCUAGACAUUGCAGUUUUGAGCGGAAUAAUACUGGGUAUGAUGAUAAGAUGAGGAAUAUUAAUGAAAUGAAUAAUACUUGUGAAUUUGUGAUGGACUAAUAAAUUUAGAAGUACAUCCUAAAUUGUGGCUGAAUUUGAACGGAAUAAUACUCAAGCCGAGGGACUCUUUGACCGCACUCUUCUCUAUAGGUAUGAGCUGUCGUUGUUCUUCUCGGGAUACACUGGAUAUGAUGAUGAUGACGACGACUCUAUUUUUCAGAAUUUGAAAUUUACCAUUUUGGUUCAUUUUGGUGUAUUUGCUAGUUUCUUAGGAUAACUUACAUUCCUAUUUUGCGUUUUAUUUUUCACUAACCCUUUAAAUUUUUAUAAAGUAUGCAUUUGUAUUUGGGGCAAACUCAUGAGAUAAAAGACUAUCCGUCGCCAUCUAAUAAUUUCAUAUGCUCUAUUAAGAUCGAAAUAUUUUCUUCAUAUCUAGGUCAAUUAUGAUUUAUGUGUGAAAUUGAUAUAUUGUACUUAAAUCAUACUUCUAAUAAACUUACUUGCAACAAGGAAUUGAAAGUGACCCAUUUUGUAAUCAACCGGUAUUGUCCUUGAUCCGAUAUUGACAGAACUUAAAUGAUAAGUUUUCAGCCACAAUUUAGGAUAGUGAUGGUUUAGAACACGGACUAUUCUAUGCCCUAUGUGAUAUUCAAAGAAUCAAUUGCACUUUACAAAAGAUGCUUUUGGGAAUAGCAUAACUGUACCUGUCAGUUUCUUUGCCCUUAAUUACCCUUCCAUUUGUGUCAAUUUUACAAAUUUAGCCCAUGCCUAUUACUCCUUAUGUCCACAUGCCCACAUGAGAAUGGCACCAUCUCUAUAAUUGUUUGAACCAUUUAUCUUGCAAAAUUUUCAGUUUGGUGUAAAGUCACAGAAAAGGUCGUCAAAUUUUCAAGUCAUGGGUGCUGUUAAUAAUUCCAAAACAAAUAAGGAGAAUCCAUUGCCAACAGAGGCAAAGAAGAUUCUUCAAUCAAUAGCGUCAGAAUGGAGUGAUGUAGCUGACCCGAAUGCGUUACAAGUGAUUAGACUGAAGGGUGCGAUGACCAAUGAAGUUUAUCAAAUCAAAUGGCCAACCAAGGCUGGAGAAAUGUCUCGGAAGGUCUUAGUAAGAAUAUAUGGCGAGGGCGUGGAUGUCUUCUUCAAUAGGGAGGAUGAGAUUCAGACUUUUGAAUGUAUGUCAAAGCAUGGCCAGGGGCCUCGUUUAUUAGGGCGAUUUCCAAAUGGGCGAAUUGAGGAGUUUAUUCGAGCAAGGACACUAUCUGCUUCUGAUUUGCGUGAUCAAGAUAUAUCUGCCCUAAUUGCUGCCAAACUAAGGGAGUUUCAUUAUCUGGACAUGCCUGGACCAAAAACUGUUAAACUUUGGGAUCGAUUACGCGAUUGGCUGAAUACAGCCAAAAGACUUUGUCCUCCUGAAGAAGCCGAGUCAUUUUGUUUAACGUCUUUAGGAGAAGAAAUUUCUGAAUUGGAAAGACAGCUUUCAAGCAAUCAAUUUGUAGGAUUUUGCCAUAAUGAUUUGCAAUAUGGUAACAUAAUGAUAGAUGAACAAAAAAUGUUCAUUACUAUAAUUGACUAUGAAUAUUCUUGUUACAAUCAUGUUGCUUUUGAUAUAGCCAAUCAUUUCUGUGAGAUGGCUGCUGAUUACCAUUCAGAAACGCCUCAUCUUAUGGAUUAUAAUAAAUACCCUGGUCUGGAGGAACGCCAGAGGUUUUUGCGCAUAUAUCUAAGUUCAUCAGGAGAGGAGCCCAGUGAUCAUGAAGUGGAACAGCUACUUGAAGACGUUGAGAAGUUUACACUUGCAAGCCAUUUGUUCUGGGGAUUAUGGGGCAUAAUAUCGAAACAUGUGAAUGAUAUCGAGUUUGACUACUUAGAGUAUGGACGGCAAAGGUUCCAGCAGUAUUGGCGAACAAAACCUAAGCUGUUGGAUUCGUAACCUGCUGCUUCAGCUACUUCUGCUAAGUUGGCAAUUGUAUUGCUCAAUUCAAUAUCAAGGCAAAUGAGAGUUACAUGGGGCUUACUGGUAUAAAGAUGAAAAUGUAGCAAAAGUGCAUAGUGUACAAGGAAGCUGCGGAUUGAAGCUCAAAUACUAACUUGUGAGAUGUUGGUUCAUAGCCUUUCCUGGAUGAACGUUAAAUUUUAAUUAUGAUACUAAAUGGACUUUCCGUCCAAAAAAAUUUAUGGCACAUCCCUGUGUAUUUAAUAUAUGUAUAUUAUUUUGGUAAUGUGAUACACCGAACUAUUUUACGUUUUGGAAUGAAUACUUUUUUUUUAUAAAGCAUAUCUCUCUCUCUUUUGAUUCCAGU